Messenger RNA from Telopea speciosissima, 590 nucleotides. RefSeq names its product calcium-binding protein KRP1-like. The transcript has a single exon. Gene Ontology annotation, molecular function: calcium ion binding. NCBI's taxonomy places the organism in Eukaryota, Viridiplantae, Streptophyta, Magnoliopsida, Proteales, Proteaceae. The record is from RefSeq and is a predicted model, not a curated record. The coding region runs from base 160 to 510 and encodes 116 amino acids.
CAUCCAUGGACUCUUCUUCCACGAACCCCUUUCGUUCUCUCCAUUAUUUAGCUCUCCGGAUUCAUCUCAUUUCUGUCCAUCCCAUUCCCAGUUUACUUUGAUUUCUUUCUUCUCAUCUCUUCUUCUUCGAUUUCAUUCACAGAACCAGAAUAUUCAGCUAUGGCAGGACGAAAGGCAGUAGAUUUUGAAGAUUACUUGCCGACUAUGGCCGAGAAAUUGGGUGGCGAGGGAUUGAUUGGAGAGCUCUGUAAUGGGUUUCGAUUAUUGAUGGACCCAGAGAAGGGAGUCAUUACAUUUGAGAGCUUGAAGAGUAACUCUGCUCUGUUAGGGUUGCAGGGAUUGAGUGAUGAUGAACUGUUGUCUAUGUUGAAGGAGGGUGAUUUGGGUGGUGAUGGAGCUCUUAAUCAGAUGGAUUUUUGUGUUUUGAUGAUUAGAUUAAGCCCUAAAUUGAUGGAGGAAUCAGAGAAGUUGCUGGAAGAAGCUUUGUUACAGGAAUUGAAGAAUCCAUAAAUUUUGUUCUUUGUUUUUCCUUUUGGUUUGUAAUUUUUUUGCUGGAUUUUUCUUUCCCAUUUGUUUUCUUCACUUUUUAC